Asparagus officinalis (garden asparagus) is the source of this 478-nucleotide messenger RNA. RefSeq lists its product as uncharacterized. Lineage: Eukaryota; Viridiplantae; Streptophyta; Magnoliopsida; Asparagales; Asparagaceae. The transcript is spliced from 3 exons. The coding region runs from base 67 to 372 and encodes 101 amino acids. The record is from RefSeq and is a predicted model, not a curated record.
CUUACACUAAAGAACUAUGUACGAAAUAGAAGCCGCCCAGAAGGUUCAAUUGCUGAGGGGUACUUGAUGGAGGAGGCCACAAUAUUUUGUGCACGUUACCUUGAUGAUGUGGAGUCAAAACUUAAUCGACCAGUGCGACUUCAAGAAGGUCCCCUUGGUACAGGAAAGAGUAAAAAACUAUCGGCGUCAGAAUUGCACCAAGCAUAUCGCUUUAUACUUGAUAAUAUGGAAUCAAUACACCCAUAUCGAGAGUUAUAUGAUAAACUUGUAAAGCAAAGACAUUCUCAUUGGGACAACCGCCAAGUCCAAGUUGAAGGACAUAAAAAUUUCGUUGACUGGUUUAGAUCUCAUAUAAUACAACAUGCCGCCUAAACAGGCGAUCAUGAUGAUGAAGAAGAGAAGAAAUAUCAUCGGGAAGAAGAAAAGAAUAUAUGCUGAACCUAGCUCACAGAACUUUGAGGACACAAAUAACACUAAC